CAGCCCAUAUCCAUCAGAAGUUCACACCAGAUUUACCACUCACUUGAACAAAAUACAGAUAAGAUAUUUAAGAGGCUGAGAAUCCUUCCAAGAGUGCAGAGAUGAAUAUUUGCUUCCAAACGAUUAUCUCAUACUUGUUCUUGUUUGUGGCUUUCAUCAUAGACCUUGGAGAAGGCCAAAGUGGGUGCGAUGAUCAAUUACGGUGCGGAGACCAUGGCCUAGCCAUUCGAUUUCCUUUUCGGCUUAGCAGCCAGCCAGAGCAGUGUGGGUAUCCUGGGUUUACUCUCUCUUGCAUUGAUAGAAAACAUACGCUGCUCGAGCUGCCUAAUUCAAUGAAGUUUUUUGUCAAUAAGAUUGACUACAGAUCUCAAGUAAUUCAAUUAUAUGAUCCAGAUAAUUGCUAUGCAAGGCAGCUUCGAGGGCUCAAUUUAUCUUCCUCGCCUUUCCAAUUCAAAGUAGAUUCCUUUUAUAAUGAACUUCUUGACUAUGCCUUAUUCAAUUGUUCCUCAAGAGAUAUAAAAAAUGCCUAUACUUUCUCUUGUCUUAGUGGCCCUGCCUACCAAGUUUAUGCCUUCAAUAAUUAUAGUGUCAUCAGGACGGUCCUCAUAUCUUGUACAAAGAUAUAUACUCUUCGAUCGAUUCCAGGUGGUAUAAUAUGGAAUCAUGAUAAAUUUCUUCAAUUGAAUUGGUCCACUCCAGCAUGCAGAGGCUGUGAAGCGAAAGGCAAGAGAUGUUUGAAGAACAAUAAGUCAGAAAUUGAGUGCGGCCCCAAAAUUAAUAAAGGUGCAUUAUCAAAGUCGGAGAUUACUGGUGUCAUCAUGGGUUCAUUUCUAUUACUACUAGCUCUUUUUGCUCUUUACCGUUUUUAUACUCACGACAAAGUAGAAAAAAAGCAUCAAGCAAAUAUUGAAAAGUUUUUGGAGGAUUACAGAAAUUUCAGACCCACGAGAUACUCGUAUGCCGAUAUAAAAAAGAUUACAAAUCAAUUUACUGAGAAGUUGGGCGAAGGAUCAUAUGGAAUAGUAUUCAAAGGAAAGCUUUCCAAUGAAAUUUAUGUUGCAGUGAAGAUCCUCAACACUUCCAAGGGAAAUGGAGAAGAAUUCAUAAAUGAAGUAGGUAUAAUGGGCAGGAUCCAUCACAUUAACGUGGUUCGCUUAGUUGGCUUUUGCGCUGAUGGAUUUAGACGAGCGUUAGUUUAUGAGUUCUUACCAAAUGAUUCACUAGAGAAGCUAAUAUCUUCGUCGGCCACUAAGAACUCUAUCCUUAAUUGGGAUAAGCUGCAAGAUAUUGCUCUUGGUAUAGCGAAAGGAAUUGAAUAUCUUCACCAAGGAUGCGACCAACGAAUCCUUCAUUUUGAUAUCAAACCUCACAAUGUUUUGCUAGACCAGAACUUCAAUCCAAAAAUAUCUGAUUUUGGACUCGCCAAGUUGUGUUCAAAGGAGCAAAGUGCAGUGUCCAUGACCACAGCCAGGGGGACUGUGGGUUACAUUGCACCCGAAGUAUUCUCUAGAAAUUUUGGAAAUGUGUCUUCUAAAGCAGAUGUUUAUAGUUUUGGAAUAUUGUUACUUGAAAUAGUUGGAGGGAGGAAAAAUGUUGAUGUUAUAGUUGAUAACUCCAGCCAAGUCUACUUUCCAGAAUGGAUCUAUAAUCUCUUAGAAGAAAAAGAAGACAUACGAAUCUUUGUUGAGGAUGAUGGAGAUGCUAAAAUUGCAAAGAAGCUAGCAAUUGUAGGACUCUGGUGCAUCCAAUGGCACCCAGCAGAUCGUCCUUCCAUGAAAGAUGUAGUUCAAAUGUUGGAAGGAGAAGGAGAUAACUUAACCAUGCCUCCCAAUCCCUUUGCUUCUGCAGGCCCAGUAAAAAUUAAUGCAAAUAUAGCUACAAAACGUCUACACCAUGAGUUGGAGGUCAUCUCGGAAUUAGAAUAAUUGUAUGUAAACUUGGCAUAUGUGAUAACCAUCUGGGUUGCAAUAAUCUUGUACCUCUUAAUUAGAAGUUAUUAAUCUUGUAGACUUGGAGUCAAUGCAGCGACUUCAAGUUUUUUCUUGUAUCAAUGUAAGAGUAAUUUGGAGAUUAUAAAAAUGUACG
This is a messenger RNA of Corylus avellana, 2085 nucleotides long. NCBI's taxonomy places the organism in Eukaryota, Viridiplantae, Streptophyta, Magnoliopsida, Fagales, Betulaceae. The record is from RefSeq and is a predicted model, not a curated record.